Geodia barretti is the source of this 1113-nucleotide messenger RNA. The record is from the annotation of a GenBank genome assembly. Lineage: Eukaryota; Metazoa; Porifera; Demospongiae; Tetractinellida; Geodiidae.
AUGAACCUCCAGGAUUCCGAAGUCCGAUUGCUGGACACGGAGCGCCUCUGGGGCGCUUUCGUUACGCGCGACCGGAGUCUUGACGGGGCGGUCGUGUGUGCCGUGCGCUCCACAGGCAUUUACUGCCGACCGACCUGUCCUGCCCGCCGGCCUCACAGAUCGCAGGUCCGCUUCUAUUUCACGACUCGGGAGGCCAGGGAGGAUGGAUACCGCGCCUGCCGGCGCUGCCUGCCGGACCGACCAGAAACAGACGCCGAUCUGGUCAGGUCCGCCUGCAGGUUCCUCGACGAAUUUGACGAGAUGAAUGAGACGCUGCCAACGACGGAGGAGGUUGGGAGGGCAGUAGGUCUCACACCGGCCCGACUGCAAAGGCUGUUCAAGCUGGAAACCGGCCUCACGGUGUCGCAAUACGCGAGGGCCAAGCGGCUGGAGCGGUUCAAGGCCCUUGUUCGGGAUUGUGCUAACGUAGCUGAUGCUGCCCAUGGCGCGGGGUUCGCGUCGUCCAGCCGACUAUACGAAAACGCAACGGAGCAGUUGGGAAUGACUCCUGCCACUUACAGGAAAGGCGGCGCAGGCGCCCUUAUACGCUACAUUGUCACCCCGUCGGCGCUCGGCGGGUUGCUGGUUGCAGGAACCGCGUCUGGAGUAUGUGCAGUCAAGCUGGGGGACGACACGAAAGCCCUGGUCGAAGAGGUGGAGGCGGAGUUUCCAGCAGCCACCCUGACACAUGUGGAAUCAGAUGACGAGUCUCCUGAGGGCCAGAGCCUGGGGAACUGGGUUGCUGCACUGCUGAACUACCUUGACGGACACCGAGUAGACAUCGACCUUCCUCUUGACGUCCUCGCAACCGCGUUCCAGUGGCGCGUAUGGCGAAGGCUGCAGGCGAUUCCGACGGGCGAGACUCGAACAUAUCAGGAAAUGGCAGGCGACCUUGGCCAGCCGACCGCCAGCCGCGCCGUGGGACGGGCCUGCGCCACAAACCCUGUGGCACCCAUCGUGCCCUGCCACCGCGCGGUCAGAAAGGACGGUGGGCUGGCUGGGUAUCGCUGGGGGCUCCACCGCAAGGAAGCCCUGCUGAAGAUGGAGCGCAGCCAAUCCGACCAGUCGUCCUGA